Molecule: messenger RNA, 1882 nt
Organism: Papilio polytes (common Mormon)
Lineage: Eukaryota; Metazoa; Arthropoda; Insecta; Lepidoptera; Papilionidae
Product: vanin-like protein 2
Exons: 10
Coding region: 147-1751 (534 amino acids)
Source: RefSeq, a predicted model, not a curated record
CAACUUACAGACAGUUCUAUACGGGACUCCGUGCAGUAAAUACUUGUACACAAACAUGUACGAGUGAAUUUGAACUCUGUGAUCGUACCUCUAAUGUAAAAGUUACCUUUAACAGUAUACAAAUAAAGUGUAUUUUCCCUUGAACAAUGAGAUUGUUUGUGUCGACUCUGUUUCUUUGUCUCGUCUUUUACUCGGAACAGAAAUCUACCCCCCAAGAUGACAGCUACGUCGCCGCCGUGGUGGAGUACGAGGUCAACACAAAUGUAUCUACCAACUUACAAAACUAUGUUAACUUGAUAAAAGAGGCCGCGGAACAGAAUGCAGAUAUAAUAGUUUUCCCGGAGAUGACACUCACGAGAGGGCAGCGUCGUAUACUGGUUCCUGUACACGGAAUCCUCAAAACCACACCCAUACCAGCUCUGAACCCUGAGUUAUACGACGAAAUUCUAGUCUCAAUAUCCGCAGCGGCCCGUGAGCAUCUAAUCUACGUGGUCAUUAACGUACAAGAAGUGAUGGACUGUAGCAACGCGCCCGGGGAAUACUGCCCUGAACAGAAAGAAUACCUAUUUAAUACCAACGUUGUGUUUGAUAGAAACGGCGCUGUUAUAGACCGUUACCGUAAGAUAAAUUUGUUCGGCGAGUUCACUCGUACACCAGCUUUGAAGCCGGAGCUGGGCAUCUUCAGUACCGACUUCGGGGUCACCUUUGGCCACUACAUCUGCUUCGAUCUGAUGUUCCAAGUGCCGGCUGUCCAGGUCGUGCAGAAACAUAACCUCACUGAUGUGAUCUUCAGUACCAUGUGGUUCUCUGAGAUGCCGUAUUUAACUGCUGUGGAAAUCCAAGAGGCGUAUACUUACGCUAUGAACGUCAACUUCUUAGCAUCAGGCGCUAACAACGUGAGAGUGGGCAGUGCUGGGUCUGGUAUCUACUCAGGCAAGGCCGGCGCGUUGAUCAGCGUGAUGCCCGGCGUGCCCACCACCAGACUCCUCGUAGCUAAAGUGCCUAAAGUACCGGGACAGGUUAAGGAGGAUUACCCUGGUCCUAUCAGCGACGACCCCAAGGCGCUGGACAGCUUGAGGCUCAUCAGCGACCCCUCACUACCCUCGCACUCCAGCCGCGAGCUGGUCAGCGGCAGCCAGGAGUUCACUCUCACCACCAACGAGGUCUCCUGCAAGUUCUCCGUCAACCUGCAGCUCAAGGAUGGUGGACAGGUUGUACAUUACAGAGCAUUAGCUAAAGAUGGUAUCAACACGUAUUCUAGAAAGGACCUUGGAGUUGCGACAUGCGCAAUUGUCGCCUGUAAAAACGAUUCGAUAAAAAGCUGCCCAUAUAGAUUCGAGAAAACAGAAGACGUCGUAUUAGAAGAUCUAGUGAUAGAGAUGACGUCACACGUCCAUCAUUAUAAUACGUCACUACAAUGUGAUGACGUCAUUUACUUUCCGAUCUCUUUCACUAACAAUAAAUUCCCCGUCAGACCAAAGAAUGUUACAUUUCUAGAAAGUUCCAAGAUAACUUCGAACGAAGUUCUAGCUUGUGAAAAUAAUUUAAAUAUAGAUUUAAAUGGACAUAAAGAACAUAUUAUACAUAAAAUAAAUAAACCGCAGAGUAAUUUGGUUGCAUUUGGUGUUUGGGGUCGCAUCUACAAUAGAGAUUUUGAUCAUAACAAGAGACCAACGGAAGACGAUUUGAAAAAUUAUUUAGAGAUUGAAGAUUGGAUUUAUAAAAAGCAAAAGAAAGAAAAUGUGAUCUAAUCCGACUGAAAUAGACUGAAGCAACAUAACGAACUUUUGUAUCAUCUAUACUACAGAGAGAGAGAGAGAGAGAGAGAGAGAGAGAGAGGGAGAGAGAGAGAGAGAGAGAGAGGUACUAUCUAUAUUAUAAA